GACAUUUUAUUGACAUUUACUAUUUUGAACGUGUACAAUUUCGAAAAGGACAUGUCAGACAGUAUGGAACGAGAUAAACAUGAAUUAUUAGCAGCUAAGGCAGAAGAAACAGAAGAAAUGAAGCGGGAGCUUCAAGAUAUGAAAAUGUACGAGUCAUGGUAUACGUACGAAUACAUGAAACAGAUCUUAGGCUUUAUUAAUGAGUCAAAGGAUAUGGCAAAUGUGACCAACAAUGAAAAAUAUUCGCAGAAGAACUCAUUACAAUCUUCAAAUGAUUGCAACUCAGAAACAAUGUCUAAGAAAAAUGCAGCACAAGAAUUGGAGAUACAGGAACAUAAUGAUACAUCAUCUGGAUCAAUACACUUGUACAAAUCUAAUCAUGCAUCACCUAUAUUCGAUGGAAUAUCCACUCACAGCUGUAGCAGUCCAGAAUCUGCAGCUACAAGAGCUGAAGCAAAAAACUCUACAUACAGGAUGAAAAAUUUGGAUAAUGAAGACAUGCUAGAUAAACUGCAUGAUAAUCCAAAUACAAGAGACAGUUAUUUGAACAGAUACAUUUCACUGAAAUUAAAAAACACUUCCCAAGAUCUUCAUAGUACGCAUAACGCGGAAACGAAAGUGGAAGUACACUCGGAACGCGAACAGAAGUUGGAACGGUGGCAAAUUAACCCGCUCGAUGCGUAUGCCAUGGAAAACGAUGUGCCUUUGCAAGAACCAGAAAGACCUUUAGUGCAAGAUCGCAUGCCGUUUAGAUUAUGCAGAGAGGCGCAAACGUCUAAGAACGUCGAGAAACUUAUGUCUGCAAUAAACAUUCACUUGAAACAAACAGCAGAAUUGUGGCAUAGUUCGCAUCGGACUGCCGACUCUAAGUUUCAGUGGGGGUCACCCAUUCAGGUGGGAGUUGCUAAAGGUAGUUCGGACAAAAAAGCAUUAACGAACAUUAAGACUGAAGAGAAUCAAAUGGAAUGUACAAACAAAUGUAACACUGAACGACCUAAUAAACGUAAAUCUACCGUGGCCCUUUCGUCUUCUAAUACAGCGCAUUCCAGCAGCGACGAAGAUGAAAAAAUAUUUAAAAAAAAAAAAACCCAACCUUCUCAAGAGACUAGCAGAGUAUUACGUCCACACAAAGGAACAUGCGCUGUUACGAACGAUAAACAUGAACAUUCGGAUGAUACUGACAAUAUUAGCAAAGAUUUUGAUAAUAUGGAAAUCGUAAAUUCACAAGUAGAACAAAGAGAGGAAUGCUUGUCCCCUGAAUUACUUUCUUUAUACACACAAACGAUUACACCUUUAAAUACUAAAAAAUGUAUUAAUAAUAAGAAACAACAUAGCGUUAAUACACCAGUCAAACAUAUAGCAGAACACGACACCAACGUGGAACAAUGUCCUAUGGAUAUGAUGCCUAAUGAAAAAUGCGAUAUUCUCACGGACGAAGAACUUCUUGCAGAAUUGGAGAAAGAUACAGCUGAUGCUGGUAUCAAAGUAACGCCUAAAAAUAUCGAAAUUAAACCGCUACCGAUGAAAGGCUUUUCGCGUAGGCUUCGACACGAAUGCAUGGUUUUGGAGAAACUUCAAAUUGAAAAACAAAAGAAAAUUGAAAUUGAAAAGGAAGAGCUUCAAAAGAAAGAGAUCGAGGAGAAAAAGAAGAGAGAAGAGUUUUAUAGGAAGCAAAUAGAAGAGAGCCACCAGAGGGAAAAGCAACUGGAAGAAAUAGAAAAAUCCAGAAAGGUGAAAAGUAAGAAAUGGAGUAGUCUGAUGCGUAUGAGGUUACGGGAAAAAGAAUGUAAAGACAACUCACGUGGUUUACGCGAACAGAACGAGAACAAGGUGUUUGAGAUCAUGGAGGAGAACAACCUGUUUCAGGAUAACUGUACUUCAAAAGGUAAUUCAACGAAGAAUAUAAAUUGUCCUAUCUGUAAUCAGUCUUUUCCGAGCGAUAAAAUAGAAAUACAUGCCGCUGAAUGCGAACAAUACAUAACCGAUAGCGAGGACGAAAAUAAUGCUAAUCUAUUCGAAAGUAAAGUAAUGUCAAAAAAUAUUAACUAUGAAGUUCUCGAACGUGGUGGUUCCUUAAUCUAUAGUACAACCAAUCGCGCACAUUACGAGGAACAUGUUAACAAUUGUCAACAAAUGCAACAUGGUGAAUCGUCACCUGGUAAAAUUACAACUGAUAAGCCUGAACAUGAAAUUACAUUUCCUGCAACGGUACCAGGAGGAAUUUAUACAGAUUUGACCAGAGCAAAUAUCAUACCAGAUAAUUUUAUUGGAAGUAAUGAUGUGAACCACCGGUGGAUUGGUAAUCAAUCGGUUACCUAUAAUAAUAAAUUUUAUGUAAAUAAUACUUUGCUAAGUGCUCCUAAAGUGAUGCUGAUUUUUCAUGGCUUAGAUACAUUUGCCACAAUAUAUUUAAAUGCUCAAGAAAUCGCGAAAACAUCAAAUAUGUUUUUACGAUACACGUUUGAUAUUACAAAGCAGUUGAAGACGGGGGAAAAUUUAUUAACAGUUGCCUUUACUUCUGCUGUUAAAGAAGCUGCUAAUUUAUACAAUAAACAGGCAUUGAAAUAUAUUGUUCCUCCAGUAUGUGUUCCAGGCACUUACAAUGGAGAAUGUCAUGUUAAUCACAUAAGAAAAAUGCAAGCAAGUUUCUCAUGGGAUUGGGGUCCAGCUUUUCCUUCUAUGGGCAUUUGGAAAAGUGUAGAAUUAGUUCCAGUAAACGAUCUCUUUAUCACGGAUAUUUCGACAGACAUUUUUAAAGAAAAAAAUUUUUGGAAUGUCACACUAACAGUGUUUCUUAAUACUACAGUACAAAAAUAUGACGACUCUAUACCAUGCCACCUUUCCUCUAUUCUCUUUGUUAACGAAGAAAUAACUGUUAGCAAUGUUAGCAGUUUUGUUUUAAUGGGAAACAGUAAAUAUGUAAAAUCUGUCAGCCUAAAAGUACCCGUGGAACUUGUACAUAAAUGGUGGCCAAAUGGUUAUGGGAAUCAAACUCUUUAUUCCCUGACUGUAACUGUAGCUACACCUAAUACUGUCAAACAAACAAAAAUACGCGUUGGUUUUAGAACAGUAGAGCUCGUCCAAAAUCCUCUUGAAAAGGGACUGAGCUUCUAUUUUCAAAUAAAUGGAAUUCCUAUAUUUGCAAAGGGUAGCAACUUUAUCCCAAGUAGCAUUUUUCCUGAACUGAGCGCUGAGGUAGAUACAGUUAAACGUUUAUUAAUGUCAGUUAAAGAAGCAAACAUGAAUAUGAUUAGGGUUUGGGGUGGUGGAUUGUACGAAUCUGAGUUAUUUUAUAACAUGGCUGAUGAGUACGGAAUUAUGAUUUGGCAAGAUUUUAUGUUCGCAUGCGGAAUGUAUCCUACUACAGAUACGUUUCUCGAUUCGGUUAAAGAGGAAGUCAUACAAAACGUACAGAGACUAAAACAUCAUGCUAGUAUCGUCCUUUGGGCUGGGAACAACGAGAACGAAGCAGCUUUAUAUGGGAAUUGGUAUGGGACAGGCACUGGACAAAUAUACAAAAAUGAUUAUGUUAAACUUUAUGUAGAUUUGAUAAAAAAAUUAGUAGAGCAAUUGGACUCUACUCGCCCGUUUGUAGUAUCUAGCCCUAGCAAUGGAUUAUAUACAGAGGAGUAUAACUAUACUGGGGAAGAUCCAUAUUCGAAGUUGUAUGGAGAUGUUCAUUACUACAACUAUCUCAGUAAUGGAUGGGACAUGCACCAAUAUCCUCGCGCAAGAUUUUCGUCCGAAUAUGGCUUUCAAUCAUUACCAUCAAUUUACACUAUAUUGCCAAUCACAGAAACAGAGGUUGAUUUGAAUAUAGAUAGCGAUUUCAUAAAACAUCGUCAACAUUUGACAUUAGGGAAUACGUAUCUAAAGUUUCUUAUUUCAAAGAACUUGAGACUACCUGAAACUCAGAACAGUACGAGAGAUUUUAUUAAUUUUAUAUAUUUGAGCCAAAUCAAUCAAGCCGUUUCGGUGAAAUUGCAAACAGAAUUUUAUCGACAAUCGAAAUCCUCGUUGAAUGAAAUAGGAGAAGGAAUGACAAUGGGUGCUUUAUAUUGGCAAUUGAACGAUGUUUGGCAAGCUCCUUCGUGGUCUUCUAUAGACUUUGAUGGACGAUGGAAAAUGCUUCAUUACUAUGCUAAAGAUUUUUUCGCGCCCAUUAUAGUUACGUAUUAUGUUAGAGGGACCAACCUUGCAAUUUAUGUUGUUUCUGAUAAAUUGUAUCCAGUAUUAAAUACUUGUUUGGAAGUAAAUCUUUAUACGUGGAAUAGUAUGAUACCCGUACAAUCUCAUGUUCACUGCAAUAUAACUGUGGAAGCAAAUGCGGUAACUAAAAUUCAUGAUAAUAUGCUUGAUUUAUGGAUCCUGAAUUCCCAAUCACUCAAUGAAUGCAAGUCUAGCACAACUACAAAAACCAAUUGUAUUACAAUGCUUAUUUUGAAAGACAAAGCUGGAUCUCAGAUAGCACCAACAAAUUAUAUAUAUCCAACCACUCUAUUAAAAACUAUUGUCUUGCCAGUAGCAACUAUCUCUGUAAAAAUAAACGAUAAACACUUACCCGGAAUGUACUCCAAUUAUCCAGAUAUUGAAUUCGUAUUAACGACAGACAAUAUAGCGCUUUUUGUAUGGUUGGAAUGUGAAAAUAUUUGUGGUCGAUUUUCAGAAAAUGGUUUCCAUAUGUUUGACAGAAAAAAACGCGUAGUCUUUCAUGCAUGCGAAGCGAUAACACCCAAAAUGUUCAGAUCGAAACUAAACAUUACUACACUCUCGGAUAUUUAUAAUUAAAUUUUAUGGAUUCCUUCGUGGAAAAUAUUUUUCGUGAUGUAAAUAAAGUUCAAAUCCGAUAAGAAUGAUCAGUAUAAUCAUGAUUGUGGCAAUUAUCGAUAACAUUAAAUUUGUCAUGUUGCUUGAUUGAAAAUAAAUUUUCAUUAAAUUUA
Hylaeus anthracinus is the source of this 4940-nucleotide messenger RNA. It is a transcript of the gene beta-Man, whose product is annotated as beta-mannosidase. The transcript is spliced from 15 exons. Lineage: Eukaryota; Metazoa; Arthropoda; Insecta; Hymenoptera; Colletidae. The record is from RefSeq and is a predicted model, not a curated record. Gene Ontology annotation, molecular function: beta-mannosidase activity. The coding region runs from base 52 to 4788 and encodes 1578 amino acids. Gene Ontology annotation, biological process: glycoprotein catabolic process; carbohydrate metabolic process.